Messenger RNA from Didymosphaeria variabile, 1188 nucleotides. RefSeq lists its product as uncharacterized. The transcript is spliced from 2 exons. The coding region runs from base 1 to 1188 and encodes 395 amino acids. Lineage: Eukaryota; Fungi; Ascomycota; Dothideomycetes; Pleosporales; Didymosphaeriaceae. The record is from RefSeq and is a predicted model, not a curated record.
AUGGGGGUUAGCGCAUUUCUCAUGCGCGUGGCGUCGCUGAUCGCGGUCGCACAAGGCGUACAGCUCGACACGACCUUUGUCAUGUCCCAGACGACCGUCGGCCUCUCUGCCGCGGGCAAGGCGGCGUGCCUGCGCGGAAAGAUCAAGGUCAACGCCUCCGCGACCAACACCAAACUCCUCGUCAAGUCGCCCGUCGGCCAGCCGGACCUGACGCAGACGACCGUGGACAUGGCGACGGUGGGCAUCGACUACGCGGCCAUGGUCAAUGGCGGGCCCAGCCAGGUCUCCGGCACCUACCAGCUGUACGUCGAGCUCUGCGUACCCGCAGACCCCGUUGCUGCGCUCAAGGUGCAGACGCUGCAGUUCCUCAACCACGGCGGCACCCUCGACCACACGUACUGGGACUUCGCGCCGGGAUACAGCUACGUUGAUGCGGCGGCGGCGGCUGGCUAUGCGACCUUCAACUACGACCGCCUCGGAUACGGCCUCUCGGACCACCCGGAUCCGAACCAGGUCGUGCAGGCGGCCCUGCAGCGCGAAAUCGCCCACCAGAUCAUCCAGGUGCUGCGCAAGGCGACGAUUGGGGGAAUUGGCAUCAAGAAUGUUGUUGGUGUUGGGCACUCGGCAGGGUCGGCGUUGACCCUUGCGAUUGUGGGCAAGUACCCGGCCGACUUCGAUGCCUUGAUCUUCACCGGCAUCUCGACGUCGAUAGAGGGCGUCGCGAGGGCACAGAUUUCCUUCAACCUCAUUCCGGCUGCGCUGGAUCCGUCAGGCCGCUUCGCCGGCCUGGAUAAGGGCUAUCUCACGCAGGGCGCCGUGCCCCAGGACUUCCAGUUCCCCUUCUACCGCUACCCGGACUUCGAUCCUACAAUUUUCAAGAAGCAGUUCGACACGCGACAAACCACCGUCUUGGGCGAGCUGCUCACCUUCAACAGCGUAAUAGCACCGCAGCCCACCUACACAGGGCCCGUGGACGUCGUCCUCGGCCAGCAGGACUACAUUUUCUGCCAGGCCAACUGCUCGUACCCCACGGACCAGGCCCAGACGUUCGUCAAUGCGCUGUUUCCCGCGUCGAAGAGCAAGGGCACCUUUUUGCAGCCCAAGUCCGGUCAUCUUAUAGCGCAGCACUACAACGCUAACGCCGGCUUCUCACACUCGCUGCAGUUCCUCAAGAGCAACUCAUUGUAA